Messenger RNA from Entelurus aequoreus (snake pipefish), 1449 nucleotides. RefSeq names its product transmembrane protein 64-like. The record is from RefSeq and is a predicted model, not a curated record. Lineage: Eukaryota; Metazoa; Chordata; Actinopteri; Syngnathiformes; Syngnathidae. The transcript is spliced from 4 exons. The coding region runs from base 477 to 1448 and encodes 323 amino acids.
ACGUGUAGGCAGUCGCGCAGUGUGGAACACAAACAACUGUGACGCGGAAAAGAAUCUAAACUCCAUUUUCUCGCCCCACUUCCACGCUCCUCCUGUCGAACCGCUCGAGACUUGACUGUGCUCGCGCCGGACUUUUAGCCGCGGCGCUGGACUUUAGCCCCGCGGCUAACAGCUAGCCAGCUAGCAGCAGCGUGAGACGCGUGAGUCGUGGGACGGAGGUGAGACAGGCGGAGCCAUGGCGGCCAUGGACGUGAGCGUCUCCCCCACGAGACGCGACCUGACAAGCUUCACGUGGGAGCGGCGUGUUUCGCGGCGCGUGUACCCGAGAUAAGCUCGCCACGUCGGACAUUUCCACGGCCCAUGCGUGACACGUCUGAAGUUUCACGCGCCGGGGAGCGUGUCUGGACGUGAAAGCCGCCGGUGACGUCACAGCCCCACCCCACGCCCCGCUGCUUCCCACCCGAGGGUGCCCCCACAUGUCGCUGGUGGGGUCCACGCAGAUGCUGGCCAAGCUGGCCAAGCACGCCGCGGGUAAAGCGCGGGUCCAGCUGAGCCGCUGGCUGCGGAGGGGCGGCGACGAGGGCGCCUUCGACGAGCGGGGGGCGGCAGGGCGGUGCGACGGCGACCCGGAGGUGGCGGGGGAAGCCGGCGGCGCCGACCCCAGGCACCCCUGCUGCAUCGUCAAGGGCACCCUGCUGGCGUGCAUCCUCGCCGCCGUGUGCUUCUCCUCGGUGGCGCUGGUCCGCCAGCACCUCAAGGACCUCCUGCUGUGGGUGGAGGGCCUGGACGGCCUGGUGGGCGCCCUGCUGUUCGUGGUGGGCUUCAUCCUGGUCUCCUUCCCCUGCGGCUGGGGCUACAUCCUGCUCAACGUGGCCGCCGGCUACCUCUACGGCUUGGUGCUGGGCAUGGGCCUGGUCAUGGUGGGGGUCCUCAUCGGGACCUUCGUGGCCCACCUGGCCUGCAAGCGGCUGCUGACCGACUGGGUGGUCAACAAGGUGGGGAACAGCGAGCAGCUCAGCGCCAUCAUCCGAGUGGUGGAAGGAGGGAGCGGACUCAAAGUCGUGGCCUUAGCGAGACUCACCCCCAUUCCCUUUGGACUCCAAAAUGCAGUUUUCUCUAUCCCAGACGUGUCCUUGGCCAACUACCUGGUGGCGUCCUCAGUGGGUCUGCUGCCCACCCAGCUGCUCAACUCCUACCUGGGCACCACCCUGCGCACCAUGGAGGACGUCAUCGCCCAGCAGAGUGUCAGUGGUUAUGUCCUCUUCUCUCUGCAGAUCGUCAUCAGUAUCGGCCUGAUGUUCUACGUGGUGCACCGUGCUCAGGUGGAGCUCAACGCCGCCAUCGCCGCCUGCCAGAUGGAACUGCACACGUCACACAUGAACACCAACCACGCCAGCUUCACCUACUGCAGCAAGAGGGCGGCGGCCGGCUGCGUCAACGUGGUGUAAA